Messenger RNA from Cylindrotheca closterium, 3201 nucleotides. Lineage: Eukaryota; Bacillariophyta; Bacillariophyceae; Bacillariales; Bacillariaceae. The record is from the annotation of a GenBank genome assembly.
AUGGACGUGGAGCAGCUUCACAUCGUCUUGCAACAAUCUUUUAGUCCAGAUGCCAACCUUCGUGUUCCUGCGGAGGAGACGGUCCGUAAUUUGAAGCAUGUAAAGGGGUCAACAACGCUGCUAUUGCAAGUUGCCGCAGAGGCUCAGGUUCAAUUUGAAGUUCGACAAGCUGCUUCUAUUCAGCUGAAAAAUAUCUGCAGAGAAUGCUGGGCCGAGCGGCUUAACUUUGCUGGUGUCCCACUGACGGCCGAUGGAAAGAAGGCUCCUCUGCUAGACGAAGAGGACAAGGCUAGAAUUCGUCCUGGCCUUGUAGCCGCAUUGUUGGCAGAGGCGGAAAAGAGUCUGCGAGACUUGCUUGCGGAAACACUACAUACAAUUGUCAUCCAUGACUUUCCCCAAAGUUGGCCUGACCUAAUUCCUACCCUUCUCACUACAAUUCAACAAGGAGCCAAUGAUCCUGCUCAGGCUUUGAGAGUACACAACGCUCUUUUGGCUCUUCGUAAAGUGUGCAAGCGUUAUGAAUACAAGAGCAAAGACCAAAGGGGGCCUCUAAAUGAAAUUGUCAACCAAGCCUUUCCCUUGCUACUGCCGCUAGCCCAGCGUCUUUCGGCUCCAGAAGAGCAUGCAUUGGAAGCUGCCAUGAUGCUGAAGCAAAUCCUGAAGAUAUUCUGGUCUUCUACCCAAUUUUACCUUCCUGGUUCAGAUGGGAAUGGACCAUCUCCAGCGCUUGCGAACCCACAAUCCAUGCAACCAUGGCUUGACAUUCUUCAACGGGCACUCGUAAAGCCUCUUCCUGAAGCUAGCACUGGCCUGGAACCAAAGAAUCAACCAACGACUGUUGAUGAGAGAAACGCAUGGCCAUGGUGGAAGGUGAAGAAGUGGGCAGUUCAAAUCAUGAGCCGACUUUUCUCGCGCUAUGGAAUUCCAAGCUAUGCGGAAGACGACGCCAAGGAAUUCGCAAAAUAUUUCUCGCAAAAUGUUGCAACGCAGUUCUUGGGUCCUGUUUGUGAAACACUGAACCUUCGUCCAAGCGGUCAGUUUUGCACCGACCGUGUGGUGCACUUGUGUUUGACUUAUGUGGACUUGGCAGUGGAACUCUCUUCCACCUACAAGCUCUUGAAGCCUCACUUGGACUUUCUGUUGUACCAAGUGUGCUUCCCAACUAUGUGCUUGACCCAGGAAGAUGUUGAAGUUUUUGAGAACGAUCCUCAUGAAUUUGUUCACAGGCAGAACAGCCCACUAGCAGACUUCUACGACCCUCGUAUGUCAGCCAUCACUUUGGUGACUGAUUUGGUCAAGCACCGUGGCCAGGACGUGACCCAAAACUUGCUCGGGCGUAUGACCGAGAUUCUUCAGCGUUAUAAUGCGUCGCCUCCUGAAAACAGGAAUCAUGUAGAAAAGGAUGGAGCUCUUUUGACAUUUGGGUCCUUGUCAAAGUUCCUUCUUGCAAAGGAUAAAUACGCCAAAGAAUUGGAAGGAUUGUUGGUCACCUCUGUCUUCCCAGACUUCAAUUCCCCUGUUGCUUUCCUCCGCUAUCGGGCAUGCUGGAUGGUGCAACAGUUUUCAACAGUUAGUUGGUCAGAUGACGGGUCGAAUUUGAGAAACCUGCUUCAAUUAAACUUGCAACGACUGAGUGACCCUGCUCUACCAGUUCAAAUUGAAGCAAGUAAGAGUCUCCGCUAUUUGAUUGAAGCAGAUGGUGCAGAUCAAACUCUUCUCCCCGUCCUGCCACAACUGUUGACAGAGUACUUCAGGAUUAUGAAUGAAAUUGGUAACGAUGAAGUUGUUAGCGCACUCCAAGUCCUUUUGGAUAAAUUCGGUGACCACAUCGAGCCACACGCUCAUCAGCUUGUUACCCAGUUGAGUAAUGCAUUCAACCAAUACUGUACCGCUGGUGAGGACGACGAUGACGACGACGCUGCUAUGGCUGCCGCCCAAUGUUUGGAGUGUAUCGCUACAGUGUUGAAGGGUAUCUGUGAUCAGCCUAGUAUCAUGAAAAAUCUUGAACCUUUGCUGAUCCCACUUAUCCUGAAGAUCAUGGGAAAUGAUGGAGAAUACAUUGAAUAUCUUGAGUGUGCAUUGGACAUCCUGACAUUCCUGACGUACUUCCCAGACACUAUCUCUCCAGAAUUAUGGCAGGCGUUCCCCUUGAUCUAUGUCGCAUUCGACCAAUGGGCAUAUGAUUACCUUAACAUGAUGGUCCCAUGUUUGCAGAGUUACAUUGCGAAGGCCCCAGAUUUCUUCCUUCAAGGUCAAGCCCAGCUUCCUGAAGGAAACAUACCGUACAUCGAUCUUAUCGUCAGUAUGGUUGCGAAGACUGUCACCAAUGACAAGGCAUCAGAGUCCGAAUGUCGCUACGCUCUUUCUCUUUUCAUGAGCUUGCUUCACAACUGCGGAGGAAAGAUCGACAUGUACCUUACGAUCAUUAAUGAAAUUUCCCUUGGAAAGCUUGGUCAGCAAGUCAAUGCGGAUAUUCCCUUGACGCGAAUCUCGAUUUACCAAAUUUUGGGAUCUGCGCUCUACUACAAUCCUCAGUUGGAACUUGUUGAGUUGGAAAAACGGGGUGUAACGCAACAAGUGUUCGGCAAGUGGAUGAAGGAUGUAGAGACUAUGGAUCGUUGGCUUCCGAGGAAGCUCACCAUCCUUGGCAUGUCAUCGAUUCUUUCGCUUCCCGUGUCUUCGUUGCCACCGUCAUUACAAUCAUCAAUACCACAGUUGAUUGACGGUGUCGUUCGAAUGUGCAUCUCCCUUAAGGAAGACGAGAAUAAGACAGGGGGUGAUGGAGGAGAUGACGAUGUCACAGGAUCUGGAGGUGGUCUUCCUGCUGAUAUUGGGGACGUCGACCAGGGAUUUGGAGAAGACGAGGAUGUCACAAAUGAGGUUGACGAGUCCUACCGAAAGGCAUUGCAAGGAGUCACGAGCUGGGACGACGACAUGGCCAGGUUCCUGCUCGGUGGCGAUUGGGACGAAGACCGCGAGGAUGUUGACGAGGACUUUACCUCUCCUCUUACGGACAACAGUAUCGAUGAACUUUUGUUCUUGAGCGAUAUUUUGACUACGGCUUUCCAGAGAGAGCCAGAGGCAUACCAACAAAUACAGACUGCGAUGUCCCCAGAGGCAGCUGCAAACUGUCAAAAGAUUUUCCAAGCUGCAGCUGCCCUGCGAGCCCAGGCUGCGCAACAAAGCACUCAGCAAUCGUAG